ACCAACCAAGUACAAAAUGCCGGACGGAGAGGCUAGGGAAUCGGAUGUGAUUCUCUUAAACUAAAUAUUUUGUUUUAAAGUAUUAAAAUGGCAGACAAAAGUUUGGAAUCCAUCCAGUUAGAAAGGGAUCAGUUAAAACAAGAAUUAGAACGUUUACAUUGUGAAUUGGCUCAAACGAGUCACGAAAAAAUCCAAUCUGCCCAAUAUGGUUUAGUGCUUUUAGACGAAAAAGAAGCUCUUCAACAAAAAUGCGAAGAACUAGAAGCACUUUAUGAUGCUACAAAGCAUGAAUCGGAUUGCCUCCGAGAAGCUUUAGCAAAAUUUCAAACAAGCCAAAAAGUAAGUGCUACUACUGGAAUUGAACAGGAAGAAAGUUUGCUUCAAGAAACUGCUAGUAAAGAAGCAUCAUUUACUUCUACACUUCAAGAAUUGGAGAGAGAAUUAAAAUUGGUCCGUCAAGAAUUGGCUCGUGUAGAAGCAGAAAAGGAACGCAUACAACAAGAAAAUGCUGAUUUGGCCAAACGAUGUGAAAUUUACGAUUGGGAAAAGAAAAAUUUAAAAACAGAAUUAAAAGAAUUGAAAUUUCGUGAAGCAAGGUUGCUUGGUGAUAACAAUGAGCUGGAAGAAGAAAAUAUUUCUUUACAAAAACAAGUUUCCUCGCUUCGUUCAUCACAGGUAGAAUUUGAAGGUGCAAAACACGAAGUAAGACGUCUGCAAGAGGUGAUGGAAUCUUUUAAUUCGCAAGUGGAAGAAUUGACGUCGCUUAAAAAAAUCGCAGAGAAGCAGCUCGAGGAAGCGCUGGAAGCGUUGCAGUCGGAAAGGGAACAGAAGUACGCACUGAAGAAAGAAUUGGACCAGCGGUUGAAUUCGGAGUCGAUUUUCAAUCUUAACAACUUGGCCUUUGCCGGAUUUCAUCUUGGAAAUAUGGGCCAAGAAGACGGAAAUAGAACAGAAGAGGAAGACGGAGAAGCAGGUACGCCAGUUCUAAAACAAAUAGAAGCCGAUUUUAUAGUUGGUUCUGACGAAAAAGGUGUUGGCAACGUACAGUCUUCGACGGUUGGCGAUCUGUUCAGCGAACUGCACGGAUCGGAGAUACACAAACUCGAAAAACAACUGGAACAGGCCGAAAACGAGAAAUCUCAACUCACCUUGAGGUUACAAGAAUCUCAACAGCUUUUGGAAAAAACGCAAAAAGAUCUAACCGAUCAGCAUAGCCGCGUGUCACGUAUGGUCGAACACAUAAAUGCCCUAAUUGCAUUGCACGGAAGGCUCGACGGCGAAGAAGGAAGAAUAGAAGGACAGAUGGAAGAUGGGGAAAAGGAUUUGCCGGAAUUGUCUCGACUAAGGCAACUUCUGCAGAAACACGAACAGCGAUAUCAACUAGCAGUUCAACAAGUGGAGAGACUUCAAGCAGAUGUAAAAGGUCUGCAACAGCAAGGAGCUUCUACUGAUCAGAAUGAUGAUGAAUCCCUAGAGAAACUGCUAGACGAAAUUGCAAAUUUGAAAAACAAAGUAAGAAAUAAUGAAAAUCAAAUUGCCAAUCUUGAAAGUGAUAUGAAUAUCUUGGGAGAAAUUACCGGAGAGACACAAACAAGCUUAAAUCUUACUCAAGAGGAUUUGAUAUCGAUUUCUGAAGAACUUGCUCAGCUUUAUCAUCACGUUUGCAUGGUAAACGGAGAAACUCCGAAUCGCAUAAUGUUAGACCAUGUUAAGGGGACACAGCAACCUUCCGAUGAUGGAGUGAAAAAUGACACAUCUAACUGUGUAAUAUCCACAUCAGAAAGAUCAGUGACUUGUAACAGAAUGGAUGCUUUAAGAGAAAAUAUCAAAAGCGAGAUCUGUUUGAAGAUUUUGCAGUCAAACGGCAAUACGGACAUUCGUGUCGAUCCAGGAAUGUGCACCAGGUUAUUAGAAACUUUGCACGAUCAGAUAAAACAUCUGCGUCGUGCUGUUGAAACAACAAUUGAAAUGCAGCGUCAGAACACUAUCCAUUCUAGUAACAGAGACGGCUCGUUUUCGUCAGAAGUGGAGGAUUUGCAAGAACAAGUCAUUAAACUUAAAUCUAUGUUGUCUACUAAACGAGAACAAAUAGCCACGCUACGUACAGUAUUAAAAGCAAAUAAGCAGACUGCAGAAGUAGCCCUGACUAACUUAAAAAGUAAAUACGAGAACGAGAAAACAAUAGUCAGCGAAACUAUGAUGAAACUACGAAACGAGCUGAAGGCUCUGAAAGAAGACGCGGCUACCUUCGCCUCCUUGAGGGCCAUGUUUGCCGCUCGAUGCGAAGAAUACGUUACCCAGCUGGACGAACUCCAACGCCAACUGACGGCGGCAGAAGAAGAGAAAAAGACUCUCAAUUCACUUUUACGUCUGGCAAUACAACAAAAAUUGGCACUUACCCAAAGAUUAGAAGAUCUGGAAAUGGACAGAGAACGAACCCACAUGAGACGUCACACGGGACGAUCUAGGCCAUCCUAUCCACGGACGAGUGGAGGACAUCAUCAUUUGCCUCCUGGGGCCAGUGCCUUUUCUUCUCAUCAAAACUACGGUCAUGGACAAUACUAUCAACGUAGAGACUACUAGAAUAUUUUUUUUUAUAUUGCCUUGCUUAACAAAUCAUGGAUUUAAUUAAUUUUGGUGUUUUUUUUUUUAAGUAUUUACAACAGUAUAAUUUAUUACUUUUGGUAGAAGAGAAUCCCAGAAUAAUUUGUUGUUGAAAGCUAUUUUAAAUCUUUUUAUUGUCGUUUUUCAACAAUGCUUAUCAAAUUGUAUUGCAAUUAUAAGAUUUGGCAUUAUCAGUAAAAUGUACAUACUUUACUAUGUAAUCAAACAAUGUUGUUGUUGUCCACUGUUGUUUUUUAUACAGAAUAAAUGUUAAAAUCCUUUAAUUCAAAUUCCCUAACACAUUCCUACAGUUUACAUAAUUGUUUCUAGCAAAUUAAACAAGUUUUGCUUUUAUUUCAGUUGGAUGUUUGUUGUUCCUGCAUCCACAUUCCAAACGUGCCUAAAUAAAGCAUUCUUUUCUUUGUAAAUUCAGAAAGUUUACAGAUCUAUUUUUACAACUCCGAUUCAAAGCCGAGUUUGUAACUUAUUUCGAAGCUUAUUGUGCGAAAGAUAGCAAAGUAUGCACUGUGUUUUGUGUGCCUUUGAAUGAACAGUUACUGAAAUUUUAACACAUAUCUUGUUAACUUUGAGAGUAGAUUAUUUGUAAUAGAGUUCUAUGCAAUGCUGUUUAGACACUGCCCCCUUCUUUGUUGGAAUGAACAGGUGGGAACAAUUAACAGAAAGGGACCUGUAAGGAGUAGAAAUAAAAGUGU
This is a messenger RNA of Centruroides sculpturatus (bark scorpion), 3317 nucleotides long. Its product is annotated as protein bicaudal D-like. Gene Ontology annotation, cellular component: cytosol; Golgi apparatus. Gene Ontology annotation, molecular function: cytoskeletal adaptor activity; dynactin binding; dynein complex binding. Bases 88 to 2583 code for a protein of 831 amino acids. Lineage: Eukaryota; Metazoa; Arthropoda; Arachnida; Scorpiones; Buthidae. The transcript has 11 exons. The record is from RefSeq and is a predicted model, not a curated record. Gene Ontology annotation, biological process: microtubule anchoring at microtubule organizing center; protein localization to organelle; regulation of microtubule cytoskeleton organization.